AUGGAGGGUGCUGGGAGGCUCGUUGACGAUGUGGAGGAAACAGGCGCAGCUGCAGCGACGCUGGGCGUGUGGUUCCAGCGGGUGGUCCGAGCUUUGCUUGACGUACAACCAGACGACUUCGGCGAUGACUGGCUACGACUACGACAACACGCUCCAGUUUCAGUGCUCCUGGUAUGGAACUUGUCGAGAAUGGCUGAUCUGGAAGGUCUCUCCCAUGCCCGCGCGAUUCUCCUGGCAACUCAUCUCUGCGCCAGCGGUAAUGUCACAGCCUUGCCACGACUGCACGCCCAGUUCCCAGAAUGUCUCCCGUUGGAGCGCCUCUUGCGCAUCAUACUGACCUUCCUCCCUGAAAGCACGGAGCCUCAACAUUAUACGACAGUAGUUCAGGUACUUGCAGAUGGUGUCCAGUCUCAGUUGUUGGAUGGGGAUGUCGAUGUUUCUUCCGUGGAAGAUCUGUCUGAGGCAGUUGCGAGGAAACGAGUACGAAAGCUUCAUUUACUUCCUCUGAAGUAUCCCUUCGGGGAAGAGGAAGAUGAUACAGAUCCUCUGACCCAGUUUCUGAUCCACCGGGCGCAUCGAAUCGAUUCCGAAACCUCUCUGCAGCCGUUAAUACUUGGCCUCCUGGCUCCGUUUUACGAGCGAUUACCGAUAAUUCGGACAUGGCUGAUCUCUAGUCUGCUGCCGUUGUUUCGUUUGAAUUAUGAAUACUACCCCAACAACGAUGAAACACUAUCUUUGGAUGUACUAGAAUCUAUGGAUGAGAACACCGCUAUCAACGUACUCUUGUCGAUGACGGGACCGCGUAAAGAUAGCACCGAUUUGGUCAAGAAUUUGCGUGGACUCGUUGGUCCCAGGAUGUAUGGCAGCAAGCGAUUGAAAAGACGGAAGCUUAGCGAGACUACACGACGUAAUUCUCUUUCCUUUCCUCAAGACGAAACUACAUCGCAAGUACUGGGCCAGUCGGGCUGGGAGACUGUCGACGAGUGGCUACUGUCGCGGAGCCUUGUUGACUAUGGAACCGUCACAGGCGCAUUCGCCAACUGGGAUGGACCAGAAGAUGUGGACCUGGGAGGCUACGAGGAUGGCCAUCAGCAGGUGUCAGAUAAUGAACGCGCAGAUUUACGGACCCGAUACGGUCAGACCGGACUGGCUAUUGUAUACGCGAAUUCGGAUACUAGCAAAGCUGCUCUGGAUGGCGCGAUUCAAAUAGUCUCACGGGUGGCUAAGCUGCUCGACCUUGAGGAGUUUUCGACCUUUCCGGGUGGUCAGGGCCUCCCUUCUCUAAGCUUUGAUGUGGCUGCUAUCUCUUCAAGCUCAAGAGCGUCUCUACUGCAGAAUGCGCUGCUCGUCCCUUCAAACCCCUUGACACACCCUUCGACGUCGUCGAUUUCUUUCCUCAGAGCCGUACUUGCUUCUCUAAAAGUCGCUGGUGAACUGGGUCACUCCAUUCCCUGCAGGCUAGCUACAAGCAUGUGCCUUCAUAGUAAUGAGGAUACGCAGUUGCUGGAGUUGCGAAACAUUGUUGCAUCUAUCACCAAGCAAACCAAGCAAAUUCGUGACUGGAGUAAGAUCCGUCAACGGCUACUCUGGCUCAGAGGUUGGCGUGUAGAUCAAUUGGCGGACGCAAAAGACUACCAUGGUCUUUUUUGGAAGGUACCGCUGGAAACUGUGGAAACAGAGAUCUUAAAAACGUUACUGGCUGUUAGAGAGUACAAAUUGGCAGUGGACAUCUACGUGAACACAAAGCCUGCUCCUCUUAACCCUGAACAGGUGGAAACGGCUGUCAGAGAUGCGAUUUUCGUGGCAUAUGACAAUGCGAGCAACGGGAAUAGAACACGAGGCGGAAUGAAGAAGGCAUAUGAUAUCCUUCAGACCUUUCAGCCUCAUUUUCCAAAUUCCCCGUCUUUCAGGCAGAUCCAGGCUUUGAUCUCGGCCACUCACGCCCUCUCUUUCUACUCCCUCACUUUACAGCAUGGCGUUCCCUUCCAGCCUGUCAGCAUACGCGUGCAUCCAGAUCCCCUUUCCUUGAUCGAAAAAGUGCUGGAUCAGAACCAGAAAAGCUACACGAAACUCGACGACCUCUUGUCCAUAGGGAGAAGUCUGGCUGCGGCUGGGCUCCCUAUCUAUCCAUCAUCCAUCGGUGACGCCCAUAAUGAACAGCUUCUUACCCCUCUGCAGGGCGAUGAUGCGUCUGCCACGGUAGAAAGGCGCAUUAUAUCCCUAUCCAUUUCGUCAGCUCUCUCUGCCAACGAUUUCGGUACCGCGUACUCCUACAUCCUGACCCGCCUCACGCCCCCAUCCCUCCUUCCUACUACGUCAGCAUCCACAAGCCUUGCCCCUGUCAAAGAUGAUAUAUCGUGGCGAGCAGUGUACAAUGCAGGCCGGUACCGGUCUCCGACACUAUCAUCAGCAACAGCCAGAUUACAAUCGCAGAUCAGCCACCUCUCGCAACGCAUGGAGCUCCUCUCCCUCGCUCUAGUUCUUGCCCCGACCCCGGACCCGCUACCCGAAAUCCUAGGUGCAUGGCGACGUUGCGACGAGGAAAUGAGCGUCCUCCAGGCCCGUGAAGCGGAAGAGUCAGACACCUGGGACACAAAGGGAGACGCUCUCACAACGAUUCCGGGAGGAUUCGGCCCCUCAGACCACGAACGGGACGCAUUCGAAACAGAACAACAGCGUGCUAAACGCGCACGCGCCAGACGAUCGGGCUCCUAUUCCCACCGUGAUGACGGCGAGGAAGAAGCGCCAAUGGGACUCUUCGAAGUCGCUCGAGGUGCAGCUAUGGCAUUCCGGAAGAACGCAUUCCCCCUCCACGAUGCCGCAUCCGCAAGAUCAUCUAUAGACAGCGGUACACCUGCUACAAGUAUCUUCGAAGGCCAGCAGCAGCAGCAGCAACAACGACCUGAAGAAGGCAGAGUCCGCAAACGAGACGUCGUCAGUAACAUGGUUACGGGCGGAUUGGUCAGCGGUAUUGGAUGGGUCCUGGGUGCUCAACCUGUCAAUCACAGAGAGCAUUAA
Monascus purpureus is the source of this 3018-nucleotide messenger RNA. The record is from the annotation of a GenBank genome assembly. Lineage: Eukaryota; Fungi; Ascomycota; Eurotiomycetes; Eurotiales; Aspergillaceae.